Messenger RNA from Coregonus clupeaformis (lake whitefish), 2536 nucleotides. RefSeq names its product serine/threonine-protein kinase pim-1. The coding region runs from base 327 to 1292 and encodes 321 amino acids. The transcript is spliced from 6 exons. Gene Ontology annotation, cellular component: cytoplasm. Lineage: Eukaryota; Metazoa; Chordata; Actinopteri; Salmoniformes; Salmonidae. The record is from RefSeq and is a predicted model, not a curated record. Gene Ontology annotation, biological process: negative regulation of apoptotic process; protein autophosphorylation. Gene Ontology annotation, molecular function: protein serine/threonine kinase activity; ATP binding.
CGUACUCAAAUUCAAGGAGCCGGUUUCUUAGCGACGUAACGCAUUAGGAGCUGGUUUUCUUUUAAUUUGAUUUACUGUUUACAAGUAAUUGUUGAGUUUGUCAAUAGUCCUAUUUUAUCAUUGGGCUAGUCGUUAUUUCCACUCACUGGAUACGGAAGCAUUUAUGUUCAAGGAUCAAAUACGAGUCUUCACGAGAUCCGGAUGAGAGAGGAUUCCUGACGCAUUUUUUCCUAGCUACGACAACGUGGAUCACACGCCCGAUAGUGGAACUGGAUCCCACGACGUAAUAUUUGUAGAAUAAAUCACCAAUUUCGUGGAUUACAGGAAUGCUGCUGUCGAAAUUAAACUCAUUCGCUCAUAUCUCCACCGUUGAUAUGCCGGCGAAAAUCCAGCUUCAAAUGCACCAAGGGAAGGAGAGGGAGCCAUUUGAUAAGGUUUACCAGGUCGGCGCUGUGCUGGGAAGUGGCGGUUUUGGCACAGUGUAUUCUGGCACGAGAAUUUCAGAUGGAGCACUGGUUGCUGUCAAACAUGUGGCCAAGGAUCGGGUCUCGGACUGGGGAGAGUUGCCCAAUGGCUCUCGUGUCCCUAUGGAGAUUCUACUCUUGAAGAAAGUUGGAAAUGGAGCUCGGGGGGUGAUAAAGAUGCUGGACUGGUAUGAGCGACCUGACAGUUUUAUAAUUGUCAUGGAACGACCAGAGAACGUCAAGGACCUCUUUGAUUUCAUCACUGAGAAGGGAGCCUUGCCAGAGGAGCUGGCAAAGAACUUUUUCCGUCAGGUUCUUGAAGCCGUGCGACACUGCCACAACUGUGGGGUUGUACACAGGGACAUCAAGGACGAAAAUAUCCUAAUCGAUCUUGGGACGGGCGAAAUUAAUCUUAUUGACUUUGGAUCCGGGGCAUUGCUCAAAGACACUGUUUACACCGACUUCGACGGCACUAGAGUGUACAGUCCACCAGAAUGGAUCAAAUACCAUCGGUACCAUGGGCGGUCAGCCACAGUUUGGUCUCUGGGUGUCCUGCUGUAUGACAUGGUGUGUGGAGAUAUCCCCUUCGAGCAGGACGAGGAGAUUGUACGAGGCCAGGUGCUCUUCAGACGAAGAAUCUCCACAGAGUGCCAGCAGUUGAUCAAGUUGUGCCUGUCCCUGAGACCCGCUGAGAGGCCAUCGUUUGAGGACAUCAUCAAUCAUCCGUGGAUGCAGAGCACAGUGUCCUCUGCUGAGCAGAGCAACAAGAUCAGACUGCACAGCAUCAGCCCUGAGCCUACCGCCUUCACCACCGUGCUGGCCCAGUGACUACAUCGCUGCACUGACAGAGACUAGUGUUACACUCAGAGGACUGACGUGGCUGUACUCUGAAACACAACAUAUACUAGACAGAAGGAAGUUACAGAUUCAUUUAGUUAAAUCUCUCCCUCUUUCUCUUGUGGCCAGACCCCACCUGUUCAGUCAGGUUUUGGACUUCAUGAAAACCAAAGUCCUUAAUGGCUACUUAAUUGGACACUGUAAUAGCGAAAGCUAUUCUCACCCCUACGAAGGACUUGCUCUAUAAUAUUGGCUGUGGAGUCCAUCCCUACCCAUGUGAUUGUUCUGCUGAAGGCAUGAACAAGUGGACAGACUUUGUUACAUAGCUAGCUACCAACCAGCUACUGUACUCUGCCCUCGCUCACUGAUGAGUGGGUGUCAGAGGAAGCAAAGAGGAGCAAAUCUAAGCGCCUUUGGUGUGAGUCAGAUUGUUGGGACCCUGGAAAUACUUGAAUUUCAUAAAGCCAACAUACUACUUCUUAUAAAAAAUUAAAUAAUACUUUACAAGGCUUUAUUUCCUAUCUCGUAGGACUAGAUCAGUAAAGCCUAUGCCAUAUUCCAAUGUCAACAGCAACAGGACAACCUCAUAUGGUGCACACAGACGUGUGCAAACAAGAACCUGAAAACUUACCUCACUUUCCUGCAUCCACCUCUGAGCUUUUAACUCCUGUCUACACAACUAGCACUCGUCCAUACCUGAAUGCACACUGAAAUGCAAAGCACCACACUGAAAUACUAAAUGUUCUGCUCUUUUGUUUAUGUGUAAACAAGUAUCUGAGUCUUUCGCCUAACAGGCGUAGCAUUGACGCCAUUGUGAGUAAUAUUUAUAUUGUGUGGUUUUUCUUUCACUUGAGCUACGUGGAAUUAUUUAUUUAUUUAAAGAGAUUUUCGGCUGUAUAUUUCAUUCCACAGUUAUUGAAGGGCCCACAGAUUAUUUAAACGUAUUUUCACCAUAUUUAUGGUUUGAAAUCUUCUGAGCAGACACGUGUGUGUAUAUGUAUAUAACCUUCAAAGCACUUCCAUUUUAAUGUAACAUUGAACGUCUACUGAUAAGGGUUUUUGUUACUGUAUUUGUCUGCUGUGGAUUUGGAUGAAAUGACUGGCAUACAUACAGCAACUUGUUUUCACCUCUAGUUGCAUGAUUGCGGCUUGUUUAGUUUUUUCAUCCAAAUGAGAAUUGUACAUUUUCAAUAAAUAUUUUUAUACAUUUUCAAUAAAUAUUUUUUUUACCUUGC